CGGGCCCGGCGCGUACAGUGAACGGUCGCCAGUAGUAGCUACCAUCGCGUGUUUGUGUGUUUGUCAGUGGAACGGUACAGUUUGUGCCGGUUUUAAGAUCUUAUGGCGAUAUUUUCGUGAACACAAAAUCAGUCAAAAUAUAAGGAUGCCACGCCUAGAGCAGCCUCCGGAAGACUUCCGCCGCAUUCUGCGGGAGAAAGCGCUGAGCCACAGCCUGUUCUACUGGAAGCUGGGCGCCGGAGCGACACCCGCGCGCGCGGCCGGCCAGGCCCUGCGUCACGGCCAGGCCCUGCGUCACGGCCAGGCCCUGCGUCACGGCCCGCCGGGGUCCCCGCGCCGGCUGAGCGACAGUUCGGUGGAGCGCGCGCCGCCGACCGCGCGUCCGCGACCCGCGCAGCCCCGAGUGAGCGAGCUGUUGAAGCGGUUCGAGGCCGGGCCCAUGCAGUACCUGCGGCCGCCCCGCGCCGCCAGCCCCGACGACAUCAGCUCGUCCGACGAUGACGACCGCGCCGCCGUCCGGCGCCGCAGCCGCGACCUGAGCGACGACUCCGCCGUCGAGCUGGAGCCCCGGCGGCGCCACUCGCACCCGCGGGACCUCACGCCGCCCGCGGACGCCGUGUCCCCGCGCCGCGAGAGGACCCUCAUAGAAGCCAACGUGAUCGAGCUCGACAGACGAGGCAGCGAGGGCUGCGAGACCCGGGCGCGCUGCGUCAGAACACCUAGCGUGGUCGUCAGCGACUACUCGGACGGUGUCGCCGUGGGAGCCACCCAGGAGGAAGUAGACUGGCUGAGGUCCAGGUCGCUGUCGGCCGACUCCGCCUGCUCCUCGUGUUCCACCCUCUCUAGUCGUGAAGAUGACGAGUUCGAGUCUCCGCCGAUGCCGAAAAAGAUGAUAAACGCCGAAUGAAGGCGCGGUUCACACUGAGCGACCUGGGACGGGAUCAUCGCCUUAUCUGCACAUACAUCGGCAGCUGAAGAUACACUUUCAUAAUAAUAUACAACCAAAAUAUUUGACAAUACAACGUUCUGCUCUGUAGUUUAAGUCGAUCGUUAUGUUGGCAUACGCUUAUUUUACUUCACUUUUCAACCGACAAUCAGACUGACAGUUGAAUUGGUAGCAAUUUUCUGCACUUAAACGUCCAUUGUUUUAUAAUAUAUAAGAAAUGUUUUCGUGACGUCUUGAAUUGCAGGCAAAGACGAUAGAAACUAUACAUAUACAUCAGAAAUCAGAAUUAUUAACAGUACCCCUAGUAAUAACAUAUACUUUAUUAUAUACUAAGAUGCCGCAGUCGCUCGUCGUACCGCUUCGCUACGGCGUAUAUUUGAGCGAAGGGAGGUAAACUGUCUGUAUCCAAAAACAAAACAAAAUUAAUCCAAACAAAAACAAUAAAAAGAAUUUUGAACAAUUUGUAAGUCAUGUUUGUUUUUAAUUAUUAUAAUUGAAUGAAGUCGAAAUUUAAAAUCCUAAAAACAAUAAAAAAAAUCAAAAGUUUUCCAUGAGUUCAAAAUUUUUUUAAAUCGGUCCAGAAAUGGCCGCGGAACAAUUUAACACAGAAAUCAAUUGGAGGCACCCGAUAGGAGCUCCGCUCAGCUUCGCUUCGCUUCUCUCAAUUAAUAAAAAUUUAAGAGGUAUACGUUGGUAUAUAAAUUUUUUUUAAAGCGAGUAUAAUUGUAAAAGUAAAAAUAAUUGAAUAUCGUGUAUUCUAUUAUUAUGAAGUGUUAUAUUAAAGUAUAAAAUAUUGCGAAUUAAAAAUCAAGAUGAAUUGGAAAUCCAAAUAAAGAGUUACACUCGUUAUUCGGUAGCACGCUUUAAUAAAUAUUAUACCAAUAGUAAAAAAUAUAACCGUUUAUAUUAAAGUGUGAUUCAUACAUUUUUAUUACAUUCGUAUCACGUUACGUCAUUCUUUGUUAAUUCUUUGAAUGUAAGCAACAAAACAAGCAGUAUCUAAGGAACAACUAAACCAAUUUGAUAAUAAUAUUUGUGUCCUAAUACUUCCUAAUUGAUCAUUCAGCAGUUGUCAAAUAAACACUGCAUCAGUAUGUCGUUAAUAAUAUCUAUAUCAUGUAAUAAACCUUAUGUUUUGUCUCCUGCUCUUAAAUAUUGUGGUUCUUUAUUCCUAAACGAAAUUUGUUGUAACCUGAGAAUUUCUAAGUAAAUAACGCCGCUUAAUUCUGUUAUUAAUAACCAAAGAAUACAAAAUUUCCAUUUACUCCCUUACUUCUUAUUAUAUAAUACUCAGAAUACAUAGUGAAUGAAAUAUGUGACCAAUUACAAUGGUCACAAAAAUCUUGAAUUUUAUAUGAUUCUCUUGCAUUAUGUUCCUUCAAUUUACUGUUCAGAUUGCCAAAGUUUUGCCAAACCUUAUGAAGUAUUAAUGCGUAUUCGAGCAUAUUCUACUUUCGUAUUUAAAGAAGCUAUUAUAUACAUAGGAUAUAAUAAUUGUAAUAUUAAAGUUUAUUUGUUUUUAAUUAUCAAAGAUAUAACUACUUUUACUUUUGUUAUAAUUUAAGAUGUUUACUUAGUUGUAUUACAUACUCAUUUAAAUGUAUUUUUUUAUUUAUAAAUUCGUUAUUGUGUGUAAUAAAAAUAAAUGCAGUAUUAUAAUCAUUCUCUUUUAUGAUUUUUAUAUUAUUUGCACGUGCGUUGGGAGCUCAAUAGGUCAAAGUGCAUCGUUCAAAUCAUAUUCCAUUUUGUUGUACUUUCGGUGCUGCAAGAGAAUAAAAUUACACCAGGUGACCCAUUCUGGUUUGUCCUCAACUUCUACAAGAAUUAUUGUACUCAUAUACGUAGUUAUAAUAUAAAAGAUAAUUUGACAAGUCAUUCCAGUUAUGCUUGUAUGUUCUCAUAACUCAUUAAUUUUAUUAAGUUAGCGUUUAAUUUCAAUCAAGAAUAAUGGAAUAAAACAUAUCAAUGAAUCUAGGUUUUAGGUAAUUAUUUAUUAUUAGCUGUCGAAAUAUCUGUUAAAUUUGAGAAACGAAUAAACUUUAGAAAAGUAUAAUACCUGAGCAGCUUAAUAAUAUUCUGUUAGCCUUUUCAACUCAUCUAUUCUUGUUAAUUAUUGUAAUAAUAUAAGCUGUUGAGAAUUAUAAUAUUAUGUACCUAUAGUUUGAUAAAUUACUCGUAUUAAAAAAGUAUCGGUUAAUCCAUUAUAAUUUAUAAGUGUUAAGUGAAUAUGUUAUGAUUGAGUUAAAUAUAAGUCUUACUUCGCACCAAUAUACAUUGUAUCUAGUUUCCGCUACUCUUAAACUUUUUUACACACUUACUGCUAAUGCUGUUGCGUUAAUUAUGACAUAUUUUUAUCAUAUAAUAAUCGUUGUAGAAAUAAGCUAAUGUUUUUCUUCAAACAGAUGUCUCUCAGAUCACCUGCGUCUUUUUCGAAGCAUAGAAGUUAAGUUUUUUUUUAAUUAUUUUGCAGUUAGUCAUAAUAACUGAGCAAAAAACACCUCUUCAACAAUUUUUUUUAUUCUUUCAAGAAUUUUUAAAAGUGGACUUGUUUUAAAGUUAAGUAAAGAAACAUGUUUUAUAUAAGUUCAUUAGUAGACAGUUACAUUAGCAUACGUCUUGUAUUUAUAUUGAACUACACCCGUGCAUGUAAUUUUCCUCAGCUAUGACGUCAAUCCACAACCGAUAUGAAAUUAUAAUGAAAAUUGUUUGUUUUGUUAUGAAAUUCCUUAUAUAAUUUAUUAGUUAUAAAUAAAGGUUUAUUAAAGUUG
This is a messenger RNA of Leptidea sinapis, 3714 nucleotides long. RefSeq lists its product as uncharacterized. The coding region runs from base 146 to 907 and encodes 253 amino acids. NCBI's taxonomy places the organism in Eukaryota, Metazoa, Arthropoda, Insecta, Lepidoptera, Pieridae. The record is from RefSeq and is a predicted model, not a curated record. The transcript is spliced from 4 exons.